Molecule: messenger RNA, 9370 nt
Organism: Nannospalax galili (Upper Galilee mountains blind mole rat)
Lineage: Eukaryota; Metazoa; Chordata; Mammalia; Rodentia; Spalacidae
Gene: Insr
Product: insulin receptor
Exons: 23
Coding region: 423-4571 (1382 amino acids)
Biological process (GO): glucose homeostasis; positive regulation of kinase activity; positive regulation of phosphatidylinositol 3-kinase/protein kinase B signal transduction
Cellular component (GO): axon; membrane; insulin receptor complex
Molecular function (GO): insulin receptor activity; insulin receptor substrate binding; phosphatidylinositol 3-kinase binding
Source: RefSeq, a predicted model, not a curated record
CGCUCCUGCCGCCCGCGCCGCCACCAGCUCAGGUGGCCGCCCGCGUCCGCGUCUCUCGGUCUCAGAAUCCACAGAUCGCGAUCCACCCAGAACUGCAUCCCACGGAGGAGCAGGAGCCUGGGUAGGGAGACGCACCGCGGUUUGAAGCUCUGGACCCUGAGAUCGUGGGGACCGGACCGGGCCUGGGUGACCAGGGGCCACCGUCCCCGGGCCGCGCCUCUCUGUGGGUUGCAGCCUUUGCGCCCUUCCCGGGACUGUUCCCCAGGCCCUCUCGUUUGGAGAGCUGUGGCCGGGUAGCCACCCGCGGGGCAGAGAAGGACGCGCGGCCCCCAGCGCCUCUCCGACGAGCUCCUCUCGGAGCAUGUCCCCCGACGGCCCGCGUGGCGCGCUCUGAUCUCUCUGGACCCCGCGCUCCCGCAGCCAUGGGCGCUGGGGCAAGGCGGGGGGCCACGGCCGCACCGCUGCUGGUGGCGGUGGCCGCGUUGCUGGUGGGUGCAGCCGGCCACCUGUAUCCUGGAGAGGUGUGUCCCGGCAUGGAUAUUCGGAACAACCUCACCAGGCUGCAGGAACUGGAGAACUGCUCGGUCAUUGAGGGCCAUCUGCAGAUUCUCCUCAUGUUCAAAACGAGACCCGAAGAUUUCCGCGACCUCAGUUUCCCCAAGCUCAUCAUGAUCACUGACUAUCUGCUGCUCUUCCGGGUCUACGGGCUGGAAAGCCUGAAAGACCUCUUCCCUAACCUCACGGUCAUCCGUGGCUCCCGCCUCUUUUUCAACUACGCCCUAGUUAUCUUUGAGAUGGUGCACUUGAAGGAGCUGGGGCUCUACAACCUCAUGAAUAUCACCCGGGGCUCUGUCCGCAUCGAGAAGAAUAACGAGCUCUGCUACUUGGCCACCAUCGACUGGUCCCGGAUCCUGGAUUCUGUGGAAGACAACUACAUCGUUCUGAACAAAGAUGAUAAUGAGGAGUGCGGGGACGUCUGUCCUGGCACCGCGAAGGGCAAGACCAACUGCCCUGCCACCGUCAUCAACGGGCAGUUCGUGGAACGUUGCUGGACACAUAGCCAUUGUCAGAAAGUGUGCCCAACCAUCUGUAAAUCACAUGGCUGCACAGCGGAAGGCCUGUGCUGCCACACGGAAUGCCUGGGCAACUGUUCUGAGCCUGAUGACCCCACCAAGUGCGUGGCCUGUCGCAAUUUCUACUUGGAAGGUCGGUGUGUGGAGACCUGUCCGCCCCCCUUCUACCACUUCCAGGACUGGCGCUGUGUGAACUUCAGCUUUUGCCAAGACCUGCACUACAAAUGCAAGAACUCAAGGAAGCCAGGCUGCCACCAAUACGUCAUUCACAAUAACAAGUGCAUCCCUGAGUGUCCUUCUGGCUACACCAUGAACUCCAGCAACUUGAUGUGCACCCCGUGUCUGGGACCAUGUCCUAAGGUCUGUCAAAUCCUUGAAGGCGAGAAGACCAUCGAUUCAGUAACAUCUGCUCAGGAGCUUCGAGGCUGCACUGUGGUCAAUGGCAGCCUGAUCAUCAACAUUCGAGGGGGCAACAACUUGGCAGCUGAACUGGAGGCUAACCUUGGCCUCAUCGAAGAAAUUUCAGGGUUCCUAAAGAUCCGCCGAUCGUAUGCUCUGGUAUCACUUUCUUUCUUCCGAAAGCUACGUCUGAUUCGAGGAGAGACCUUGGAAAUUGGGAACUACUCUUUCUAUGCCUUGGACAACCAGAACCUGCGGCAGCUGUGGGACUGGAGCAAACACAAUCUCACCAUCACUCAGGGCAAGCUCUUCUUCCACUACAAUCCCAAGCUCUGCUUGUCUGAAAUUCACAAGAUGGAGGAAGUUUCCGGAACCAAGGGUCGCCAGGAGAGAAACGACAUUGCCCUGAAGACCAAUGGGGAUCAGGCAUCCUGUGAAAAUGAAUUGCUUAAAUUUUCUUUCAUUCGAACAUCUUUUGACAAGAUCUUGCUGAAAUGGGAGCCCUACUGGCCCCCCGACUUCCGGGACCUCUUGGGAUUCAUGCUUUUCUACAAAGAGGCCCCUUAUCAGAAUGUGACAGAGUUUGAUGGGCAGGAUGCAUGUGGUUCCAACAGCUGGACCGUGGUAGAUAUUGACCCACCCCAGAGGUCCAAUGAUCCCAAGUCCCAGAACCACCCUGGGUGGCUGAUGCGGGGCCUCAAGCCCUGGACCCAGUAUGCUAUCUUUGUCAAGACCUUGGUGACCUUCUCUGAUGAACGCCGGACCUAUGGGGCCAAGAGUGACAUCAUCUAUGUUCAGACAGAUGCCACCAAUCCUUCCGUUCCCCUGGAUCCCAUAUCAGUUUCUAAUUCCUCAUCCCAGAUUAUCUUGAAAUGGAAGCCCCCAUCAGACCCCAAUGGCAACAUCACUCACUAUUUGGUAUACUGGGAGAGGCAGGCGGAAGACAGUGAGCUUUUCGAGUUGGAUUAUUGUCUCAAAGGGCUGAAGCUCCCCUCAAGGACCUGGUCCCCACCUUUUGAGUCUGAUGACUCACAGAAGCACAAUCAGAGUGAGUACGAUGACGCAGCUGGUGAAUGCUGCUCGUGCCCAAAGACCGAUUCCCAGAUCCUGAAGGAGCUGGAGGAGUCCUCGUUUAGGAAGACCUUUGAGGAUUACCUGCACAAUGUGGUUUUUGUCCCCAGAAAAACCUCUUCAGGCACUGGUGCUGAGGACCCUAGGCCAUCCCGGAAACGCAGAUCCCUUGGAGAAGUGGGGAAUGUGACGGCUGCCAUGCCCACUCUCCCAGAUUUUCCUAACAUCUCUUCCACCAUCACACCUACGAGCCAGGAGGAGCACAGGCCCUUUGAAAAAGUGGUUAACAAGGAGUCCCUGGUUAUCUCUGGCCUUCGGCACUUCACUGGCUACCGUAUCGAGCUGCAGGCGUGUAACCAAGACUCCCCGGAAGAGAGGUGCAGUGUGGCUGCCUAUGUCAGUGCCCGGACCAUGCCUGAAGCUAAGGCAGAUGACAUUGUUGGCCCUGUGACCCAUGAAAUCUUUGAGAACAAUGUUGUACACUUGAUGUGGCAAGAGCCAAGGGAACCCAAUGGUUUGAUUGUGCUGUAUGAAGUAAGCUAUCGGCGGUAUGGUGAUGAGGAGCUACACAUGUGUGUUUCUCGGAAGCAUUUUGCCCUGGAACGGGGCUGCAGGCUGAGAGGGCUCUCCCCUGGAAACUACAGUGUUCGAAUCCGGGCCACCUCUCUGGCGGGCAAUGGCUCCUGGACAGAACCCACCUAUUUCUACGUGACAGAUUACUUAGAUGUCCCAUCAAAUAUUGCCAAAAUUAUCAUCGGCCCACUCAUCUUUGUGUUCCUCUUCAGUGUUGUGAUUGGAAGUAUUUAUCUAUUCCUGAGAAAGAGGCAGCCGGAUGGGCCAAUGGGACCACUGUAUGCGUCUUCAAACCCAGAGUACCUCAGUGCCAGUGAUGUGUUUCCAUGUUCUGUGUACGUACCGGAUGAGUGGGAAGUGCCUCGAGAGAAGAUCACCCUCCUCCGAGAGCUGGGGCAAGGCUCCUUCGGCAUGGUGUAUGAGGGCAAUGCCAAGGACAUCAUCAAGGGCGAGGCAGAGACCCGUGUGGCUGUGAAGACAGUCAAUGAGGCAGCCAGCCUCCGAGAAAGGAUCGAGUUCCUCAACGAGGCAUCCGUCAUGAAGGGCUUCACCUGUCACCAUGUGGUCCGCCUCCUUGGAGUGGUGUCCAAGGGCCAGCCGACACUGGUGGUGAUGGAGUUGAUGGCUCAUGGAGACCUGAAGAGCCACCUCCGUUCUCUGCGUCCAGAGUCUGAGAAUAACCCUGGCCGCCCUCCCCCUACCCUACAAGAGAUGAUUCAGAUGGCAGCAGAGAUUGCUGAUGGCAUGGCGUACUUGAAUGCCAAGAAGUUUGUGCACCGAGACCUGGCAGCUCGAAACUGCAUGGUUGCCCAUGAUUUCACUGUCAAAAUUGGAGACUUCGGAAUGACCAGAGACAUCUACGAGACAGAUUACUACCGGAAAGGGGGCAAAGGCCUGCUGCCUGUGCGGUGGAUGGCACCCGAGUCCCUGAAGGAUGGAGUCUUUACUGCUUCUUCUGACAUGUGGUCCUUUGGGGUGGUCCUUUGGGAAAUCACCAGCCUGGCGGAACAGCCUUAUCAAGGCCUGUCUAAUGAGCAGGUGUUGAAAUUUGUCAUGGAUGGAGGCUAUCUGGAUCCGCCGGAUAACUGUGCUGACAGACUCACCGACCUGAUGCGCAUGUGCUGGCAGUUCAACCCCAAGAUGCGGCCGACAUUCCUGGAGAUCGUCAGCCUCCUCAAGGAUGACCUACACCCCAGCUUUCCAGAAGUUUCCUUCUUCCACAGCGAGGAGAACAAGGCUCCUGAGAACGAAGAGCUGGAGAUGGAGUUUGAGGACAUGGAGAACGUUCCGUUGGAUCGGUCCUCUCGCUGUCAGAGGGAGGAGGCUGGGGGCCGGGAGGGAGGGUCCUCUCUCAGCAUCAAACGGAACUAUGAAGACCACAUCCCCUACACCCACAUGAACGGAGGCAAGAGGAAUGGACGCAUCCUCACUUUGCCUAGAUCAAAUCCUUCCUAACAGUGCCUGUUAGGGGAACAGGGUUCCUUUUUUAAAACUCUCCUCUAGUGUGACCGUCUCCAGGAAACUCAGGAUUAUCAGGACUCUACGCCGGUGUGAAACUGAGCUCAGAGAUCUUUCCUAUACAUUUCUGUUUGUCUUUUGACCUAAAACCACACUCGUGUGAUUGCCAACCCUGCUGGCCGUUGGAAGAUUUAACUGUGAACCUUUUUAAAGGGGUUGGACUUUGUACGGCUGCUGCCCCCGCAACUUUUUUUUUUCAUCCGUGGUUUUAAACCAGGAUUUUCUCUCUUUUUUUCCUCAUAGAUUGAAAGAAAGCACCUGCUUUUAACAACUUUUUUUUUCUUUUUUGGUGGUAUCUGAGCUCCAGUUGUCAAAGAUAAAACUUACUUGUGGAAUAAAUGUUUGAAAGAAAAUAAAAGAGAACGAAAGAAGAAAGGAAGAAAGAAGAGAAAAAAAUCCUGUUUUAGAAGAAUUUUAUCCGUGAGGCUUUGGGAAGGUUUCACUCAUCCAGGAGUAUUUUAUUUUAGUUUUUUUCUCAUUCACAAAAUCAGUUCCUCAAAUUGACCAAUAGCUGCUGCUUUCAUAUUUUAUUUUGGGAAAGGGUGUGUAGUCCUGAUGUGUGUGCACAUGUGCACACCUGUGCAUUAGUGCGUGCGUGUGUCCAGGUUACAGAUCAUGGGGGUGGGGUGGGGGUGUGUGUGCAUGUGUAAGAUAUUCACUCUAGACUGAUGCUUCCGGAAACUGGCUCAUGAAGUUUUUGCAGUUUGGAGUGGGUGUUCUCAUGCUGCCUCUCCUGUUCCCCCAUAUUUAUUGGGAGUCUGUGCCCUUGACAGAUUCUUCUCAGUCAUGCCAGAGUGUUGCUCAGGUGUCUUCUUUCCCUUCCCUUUGAUGAUAGUAUUCCAAACACAGAGGAAGGACUGUGUGGUCUAGAUUGAUCAUGGAUCUUUGGAAGACCAAACAAAGCUAGCAUGGGGACACACACACACACACACACACACACACACACAGACACACACAGAGAGAGAGAGAGAGAGAGAGGAGAGAGAGAGAAAUGAGAAGGACUCAUGACAGAAUUUUGAGAAUAUAUUUGUAACAUUUAAUGUUUAAGGAAUCUCUGGCAUGAGCCUUAUAAGUUAUUAUUUUCCUGGGGGUGGGGGAGGUAGUGGGAGCAUAUCUGCCUGUGUGGAGAGAUGGGGCAAAGCAUGAGUGGCCUCUGUGUUUGGUCUUGGAAGCUUAGGUUUUUCUGGGAAUUGUACCACAUUAGCUGCUAGCCCUUUUCAGUAUUGUGAGGUCAUGUGGAGUAUGUGGGCAACUAGAUUUUUGAUGGAUGGACUGGUUCUGGUAGCAAGGUCUACUGGAUGCUUCCUGCUUGGAUACACUGGUUACCAGGGACUGGGCUGGCCUUUGAGAACACCUAAGUUGAUCUUUGGGUUUUCCUGUGUGUACCUCACUUCUACAAUGUCUCUUCUCAGUUAUCAUACAAACAUAGAAUCAGAUCCCAAAGACCAAUGACCUGGAUGGACGUUGAGAACACUAAGCAAUAUAUAAGGAGAUGCCCUCAUGAAUACCUGUUGGUCUCCACCUUUGGGCAUCCGACUCCUCUCGAUACUAAACUCUCAUAAGCUACUCUUGGUGCCCAUGGACCUCGACUCAGGCCAGGCGUGGUACCUGAGUCUGUUUCUCAGGUGCUUCUGAAGUUUCAGUCCCUAAAAGACUAAAGUCUGACGGAGAAGCAUCAAAGACCUUUCCACCAGGAAGACUUCUGAAAGGGGUGUGAAUCCACAGUUUCUUCUCUUUGCAAAGAGAACCACAGCUGCUCAAGUUUUAAAAAAGGGAUGGGGGAGAUGUCUCUGUGUGUGUGUGUGUGUGUGUGUGUGUGUGUGUGUGUGUGUGAACUAUUAACUUGAGUUCAUCAAAAUCCUCCCCCACAGGUUUUCCCAACAUGCAUUGUCUCAUAAAUGUCUGAUAACUUCCUUCUCUUCCUCUUAAGAGUUGUGAGAUAAAGACCCAACAGCCACCUCCAAACCCUCUUAAUUCUUGGUUGAGAACACAAAUGCUGAUCAUAUAUGAUUUGAGAAACUACAGCAUGCAAAAGUAAUACUGGGGAGCUUGGUGAUUGGGUACCAGAAAGAAGCAAGAGUUACAGAAAUCAUUUUCACCCAAAUUAUUUUGUAAAUAGAAGAGAGUCUGUCAAAGACACAUGUAGAUCUAGAUAUUGUUGGUUUUUUCCCUUUUCAUAGUAAAUUUGUAGUGCUCUUAUAAUACACUAGCAGCAAUUUUCACAUUUUUCUAAUUCAACAAGGUUUUCGUAUAUUAAAGGGGAAAAGUAUUUAUUUUAAUAUAUAAAAAAAUCACUCGAAAAUCACUUUUGUAAAAAAAUGGUGUGCAUGUAAAUUUUUUUAUCAAGAAAAAAUAAAAACAGGUGAGUGUGGGUCAUGAUUUUUUUUUCUCAGCACAGUCUACCUCAGUGUCUUGUUAGGAUGUGGUUCAAUAACAGACAUCGUGGAGACUUUGGAAUUCUGACUGGGUUAUGCACUGAGUCGGGAGAUAUGUGCCAGGUGGUUUCUGACUGCCAGAGACUAGCAAGAAUUUUGAGGGAGGGAGUUGGGGAAGGAGAAAUCAUAGCCUUCAUGUAAGCAUAAAUUCUUUUUCUCUUUGCUGAUAGUACCCUCCUCAAGUUUAAUCUUCCUGUGAAAUAAAUCUUUCUGUCAAAAUCACGUUCCUCACACACAAACCAAGUUGUGGGUUAUGAUUUAUCCUAUGAGUGAGUCUUCUAAGUUCCUUUGGUGAGAGGUGGGUGUCCCAUUUACUGCUGAAGUAAAGGCACACUUUGGCUGUGAGCCAGUAUUCCCACCUAUCAUACUGAGUCCUCCAGAAAUGAGUACAAAGGUGCCUUGAGUUCUGUGAUCAUUAUUUUUUCUCACUCUAUUCAGGUGGAUGAUGCCUUGGGGUAGAGUGUGUUCAUGGGUACAAAUACACAAUGCCAUGUCUCCUUUCAUCCUCUGAGCAGGAAGAGGGCAUUUUGGGAAAUCCUAAACCCAACCCAUCAGUGUGCUGAACACAUCUUUAGCAACAAAAUAAAAUAGAAACCCUAUGUUAGGGUUUGGUUGACUUCAGGCUAACACUUGUGCAGUUUUGAGACCUCAUGUGGAAAUCAAGGCAGGGCCUGCAGAGCUCUUGUUGGUUUUACCAAGUCUCCAUUUUUUGUUUUAGUUUUGGAUACUCUCCUUGAAGACUUUUCCACCUUGCCUGGAGAGGUGUGUACCAAUGUAGCAUGACCCUAUCCAAAAAUGAUCUCGCCACUUUAAUUUUGACAUGUACUGUUGCUGGGAAAGAAACUGUUGGGUCAUAAAACUCAUUUUGGCUUCACAAGAUGGUAGUUUUGUGGGAAAGCUAAGAUUUUGGGUCCUAGAAAAUCAUAUCUGUCCUGAGAAUUUGUGGCAAUAAGUGAUAGGGGGAAAAAGCAACAAACCAGGUUAGAGCCACACUUCUGCUGUUUGCUUUGGAAGAUAUCUCAUUAUAAAACUUUUUUUUUUAUUACCAUGGUGAAAACCAUGCAGUUUUCUUCUGGUUUGAUGACAUACCAGGAAUUGUUCAUAUUCUCAGAGACAUUUUAGAUGUUUCCCUGUUGUUUGAAGCUAGGUGGAAGGGAAGAUCACAGGUGGAUCUCUCUAUAUAGGCCAAGCACAAUUCAGGAAAAUGUGGAGACUGACAGGAGGGUCUGUGUGUCCCGUCUUGUGACUGUGGAGUGUGAUGGUCCCUACAGACACACAAAUCUUCCACUUGAUCUCAGUAGGGCAGAUGGUCUGCUACACAACAUACUUAUUGACUAGGAGCUGUAAUUUUAUUUUGGGUCCAGUGGACAGUAUCACCAUGAGAGCCUGGCCCAUACCAGCCAUCCUGGUAAGCAAAUGAAUGUGGCAUCAUUCCAACAGUGGCCCUUCUUUUACUCAAUGGUAGGUGCACAUUUGUGGUUAGAUGUGUUUUGGAUACUACUUGGUGAAUUCUUGAGAAUAUAGGCUUUUCAAAACUUGUGGUUUUGUUGAACAUAGAAAAAGCAGAAUGCUGAUUUUGUAUGAAUCCCCUAGAAUAGUGUCAUUUCAGAAUGCCUUCCAAAAUGUUCCUUAGAAUAAUUUACACCAGAGGUGAGGUUGGGAAAUAGGAAAGCAGAUUAUCAAUUUGCUAUUUAGAGCGUACAAAAGAAUAUGAUGGUCUUUUAAGAGACUGUGGCUAAAGGCAUAUACAUCUGCAGGGAGUCCCCAGGAAUUGGAGAUAAGCAAUGAAUAUUUGAGCUCACUGUCACCUUCAAAUACCAGCCAAAGUCCAAAAUCAAUCUGUCAAAAUUUUAUCUGGAUGUGGGCCAGUAAAAAACAAACAAAAAAACUUAAAAACUGGACUGACCUGGAGCCCUUGGUCUCAUUUGAGCAGGAAAGAAGGAACAGCCCUCAAAUGCAUGUGUGUGUCCAUGCACGUGUCCAAGAAUGGCUUGUUGCUCCUUAUGUUUUGCAUCAAAGUUGCUCCCUGCCCCUUUGUGUGCCUGGGUGGCCCCGCCAUGCAUGUCAGGAGUGCAGGAUCAAAUGUGCCACAGCUCUGCAGAAAACUGAAACACAAAACCCACCAGACGCUCAAUGAUUAUUUUUUCAAUGUUUUCCUACAAGAGUCAAGUAGCAUCAUGUACAAAAUAUGUCUCUUUUUUUUUUUUUGAGGGGAGGGUUACGAACUGCAAUUGUUCUGCAUGUAAAAAAUGGGAUAAUUACUUGUUUAUAUUAAAAUUCUGAAUAAAUUAUCUGAGAUGA